CCGGUGGGCGGCGUUAUAUCCGCUCACGGAUAGGAACGAUCGACCGGAAAGAUCACUCCUUUCCGCGCCGUUCUGUCCAAUGUCGGCUGAGUUAGCUAUCUUACGCUAGGUCAGAUUCUGACCAACUAGGCUCGUUAGGCGUCGAUAGUUGCAUGCGCCGCUGGGAGCGCCAGGGGUUUAUUGGCUAGAUCCUUGAAUACGGGAAUUUGAUGGCGCUAAUUGGAAGGCAUACUUCUUUGUUUGCGAUUCCUCACGAUCUAGGAGGAAUCAUUUGUACAAUCCACACAAACGCAUGUACCUGUCCUAAUUUCGAAGCUGAUGUCAUCGUUAGCUCGAAAAGUCCCUCAGUUAGAAUGGUCUAGGCUUCAGUUAGAGUGAAUCAGUUUGGCUAGUGAAAUGUGGAGAUCCUUCAAUCUGCUUCUGUAGCCAGCUUUUUUUUUCCUUUUCGAUUUUGUUUCUCUCUGUAGGCUGAAAUAAGAAAACACUCGUUUAAUAUUUUGGGGCUGCGGCCUUCUGACUUUUCUUGCCUGCUUUCGUUGAGUGUGGUGAAACGCCUUGAUUGUGGAGCAACAAUGAUUGGGGGACGGCCGGGCAUCAGUCUGGCGCUGGCCGUGGUGGUGUUUGUGUGUAUUGUUAUUACAUAUUUGGGUUCUGGGUCUACACACGGUCAGCUGAAGUCGGCUUCAAGUUCAGCAAAAUGGAUGUCGGCAGGAAAAUAUGAAAAAUCGGACGUUUUCAACGGGACGCUCGGCUUCGAGAAGGUCUUCGUUAUAGGGUUGCCAGAACGCAGUGAUAAGCGCGAUGCGUUGACCCUAAUGUCGUCGCUGACGGGUUUCAAACUAAGUUGGAUUGAUGGCGUACUUGGAAAAACAGUCUCGGACAAGGCUCUGCCAUUUGGAUGGGAUCGUCCGACAAUGUCAGAUAGCAACCUAGGGUCUUGGCGCGGCCACAUGAAUGCUAUGCGACGUAUUGUUGAGGAUAGAAUCUCAUCGGCGCUGAUAAUGGAGGACGAUAUGGACUGGGACGUCCACGUCAAAACAUUGUUGGCGCAAUUCGCCGCUGCAGCCCGCACCCUACAAAAGGGUUUCCACCGAAACCAUACAUUAGAGCCGCCGAGUCCAUAUGGCCAAAAUUGGGAUAUGUUAUGGCUGGGAUCUUGCGUGACGACGUUCGAUGAGCAUUUACCAGAACAUCUUCAAAUCCCACCUGAGCAGCGAAAUCCGAAUAAGAUUCUUAUCACCGACGACCCGACUGUACCACCAUUGGGACAUAUCCUAGCCAAUGGGUCAUUCAGCUGGGACGACUAUCCGCCACAGACACGGAUUGUAUAUGUUCCUGGGGAUAACGUGUGCAGCUUUGCGUAUGCCCUGAGCGCUAGCGGUGCAAAGAAGGCAUUGCAAUACAUGGCGCUUGAAGGGCAACAUAAGCCCUUUGAUAAUCAUCUGAGUGAUUUGUGCCGGUUGCGUGUUGAUGGGAUGCGUUGUGUGAGCAUCGUCCCAAGCUUGUUUGUACACCACCGACCCAGGGGGAAGAUUAGCGGCGACUCGGACAUAAAUAAGGGAGGCCCGGAUAGCGAGGUUCGCGAAGCCGGCUUCACAGAGAACGUAUUGUAUAGCACGCGGUUGAAUGUGAGGAAUUUGCUAAGAGGGUUGGAACCGGAGAAACAAUGGUCGGAUUGAAUGAUCGGUUACGGGUCAAUGACUAGGACUUAUGCGGGCAACGCAACGGGCGAAGGCGUUCAUUUCUGGACAUAGCCGUACUCCUUGAAGACUCAUAUAAUAACAUACUGACUUUUUGAAUUAUGAAUGUAAAGUAUUUGCCUGCAUUAUAUGGCCGGUGCUGCUGAUUUUGAUCGUUGUUUUCAUUUGACACUGUUUCUUGGUGAAUCCCGUUGUACAACAACCCUCCAAGUCCGGUUCGAUUAUGUAAUAAUAGAUACAUUUAGGUUAUCGUGGCAUGGGAAUUUCGAAUCAUCUAGUGGAUAUUCAUCUCAACAUUGGCUGGAAUAUUGAAGAAUUGACAGUCAACUUGAUAUGAAUUAUUG
Hypoxylon trugodes is the source of this 2044-nucleotide messenger RNA. RefSeq names its product glycosyltransferase family 25 protein. The record is from RefSeq and is a predicted model, not a curated record. The transcript has 3 exons. The coding region runs from base 573 to 1679 and encodes 368 amino acids. NCBI's taxonomy places the organism in Eukaryota, Fungi, Ascomycota, Sordariomycetes, Xylariales, Hypoxylaceae.